AUGUCUCAAUACAAUCUUGGAGGCAUGGCGUUUCCAGGAGGACAUACCGCAAGUGAACCUUUUGACCCAUGGAGGAGUAACACCCCCUCCACAUCAUCUGAAGCAGGACCAGCUGCCCCUGCAGAAGAACCACAUAACAGCAGCGCACCUAAGGCGUCGGGAGUAGUCAGAAACCCAUCACCUACCACCCUGCCAGCAUUCUCUACACCUCAGACUUGGGAAUGGAAGGGAGUCCCUUACACAACCAUCGAAGAAGCCGCCAAUGCUGCUGCACCCAACACCAUCCCAAACGACGUUAAGGAAUGGGUAAUGAACGUGGUGCGAUCAUUCGUCAUGAGAGACGUUGUAAGCUCAUAUGAAGCCUUACGUCAAAAAAUGGAUGAGCGCCACGAGCGCACGGUGGCCUCGUUGGAAGAUGAAGUGCUGGCUCGUAUCCACGUCAAAAUAAUGGCAGUAGAAAUGCGAGACCAGCUAAAAGUUGCAAGAGCCCAGAUCGGCACCCUCUCCGCCGACAGCAAACGGCUCAUCAAGGUGAACAACAAUCUGACACUUGAAGUCCAAGCAAUCUGCAAGGACUUCGAAGACUACAAGGAUGAAAUAAAGGGUCAGAUGGACACCCUUUACAGCAACAUGGUCGCCCUGAAGGAGGCUCAGGAAAAGACCACUACCUACAUUGUAUCCAACCACCGGCCAGUCAAUCUAGUCAAUCGCCUCAGCGAAUUAAGCUCCCCGAUCCUCCCAAGUAUUCGGGAAGGAAGUCACGACAAGGACAAAAUUCAGCAAGCCAACGUGCAUCUGGAAGGCAGAGCUGCUCUAUACAUGAAGGAGUACGCAAUCAAGCUCACCUCUGGACAAGACGUUGGCACAUGGGCAGAAUAUACGCGAAAACUAGAAAUGGCAUACAAGAUGCUUGACCCCAAGCACACGGCACAAUCCCUGCUAGAUGCACACUGUGCAAUUCGCCACAAGACCAUGAUCGCCUUCGCAGAGAAUUUCAGGGCUUACGCCCCCAAAUCAGGAUACUCUGAUGAAGAUCUAAUCAUCAAAAUCAGGGAACAACGGUCGACCCACAUUCAAACGGUCAUGUCGGUAACAGAGACUUUGGACCCCUCAAAGAUUCCAACCACCUGGAUGGACUAUCUCGAGUUCUGCUUGGAGAUCGAAAUCAAACAUCUCCAACAAAUCUCAGGCAACAAGGCUACAGGACAGACCGCGACGACCAGGGCAACCGCUCUCAAGGACCCCAAUGCGAUGGACACUAGCACAUGA
This is a messenger RNA of Laetiporus sulphureus 93-53, 1269 nucleotides long. RefSeq lists its product as uncharacterized. The record is from RefSeq and is a predicted model, not a curated record. The transcript has 3 exons. NCBI's taxonomy places the organism in Eukaryota, Fungi, Basidiomycota, Agaricomycetes, Polyporales, Laetiporaceae. The coding region runs from base 1 to 1269 and encodes 422 amino acids.